This is a messenger RNA of Microcebus murinus (gray mouse lemur), 644 nucleotides long. RefSeq names its product thioredoxin like 4A (gene TXNL4A). Gene Ontology annotation, biological process: mRNA splicing, via spliceosome. NCBI's taxonomy places the organism in Eukaryota, Metazoa, Chordata, Mammalia, Primates, Cheirogaleidae. Gene Ontology annotation, cellular component: spliceosomal complex; U4/U6 x U5 tri-snRNP complex; U5 snRNP. The record is from RefSeq and is a predicted model, not a curated record.
GGGGCCCCGACUGCUGCCCGGAGGCACCCAGUCCGGCCGCCAAGAUGUCGUACAUGCUCCCGCACUUGCACAAUGGCUGGCAGGUAGACCAGGCCAUCCUCUCGGAGGAGGACCGAGUCGUCGUCAUUCGGUUCGGGCACGACUGGGACCCCACUUGUAUGAAAAUGGACGAGGUUCUGUACAGCAUAGCUGAGAAGGUGAAAAAUUUUGCAGUUAUUUAUCUUGUGGAUAUAACAGAAGUACCUGACUUCAACAAAAUGUAUGAGUUAUAUGAUCCAUGUACCGUCAUGUUUUUCUUCAGGAACAAGCACAUCAUGAUUGACUUGGGCACCGGCAACAACAACAAGAUUAACUGGGCCAUGGAGGACAAGCAGGAGAUGGUGGACAUCAUAGAGACUGUGUACCGCGGGGCCCGCAAAGGCCGAGGCCUGGUCGUGUCUCCCAAGGACUACUCCACCAAAUACAGAUACUGAGCACGGGAGCCGCAGUCUGUGGACACAUGUGGAGCUGCUUUCAUGUGGAGAUGUUUCAAAUUAUUUAAAGCCUUUGGAAAAGUACAUGAAGCUCAAGGGCUGGAGGAUUGCUGAGAUACGACUACAGGGCCUUAACUAGCUGGAAUAAACACGCUGUGAUAGCAGUCAUAA